This is a messenger RNA of Xenopus tropicalis (tropical clawed frog), 1319 nucleotides long. RefSeq lists its product as uncharacterized. Lineage: Eukaryota; Metazoa; Chordata; Amphibia; Anura; Pipidae. Bases 192 to 794 code for a protein of 200 amino acids. The transcript has 2 exons. The record is from RefSeq and is a predicted model, not a curated record.
GGGCAGAACCGGAACAUUAUCCUCACACAUCACCCUGGGAACUAUGGUACCGGAACUGUAUUCCUAAAGGGCAGAACCGGAACAUUAUCCUCACACAUCACCCUGGGAACUAUGGUACCGGAACUGUAUUCCUAAAGGGCAGAACCCGGAACAUUAUUCUCAAACAUCACCCUGGGAACUAUGGUACCGGAAUGAUAUUCCUAAAAGGGCAGAACCCGGAACAUUAUUCUCAAACAUCACCCUGGGAACUAUGGUACCGGAACUGUAUUCCUAAAGGGCAGAACCGGAACAUUAUCCUCACACGUCACCCUGGGAACUAUGGUACCGGAAUGAUAUUCCUAAAGGGCAGAACCGGAACAUUAACCUCACACGUCACCCUGGGAACUAUGGUACCGGAACAUUAUCCUCACACAUCACCCUGGGAACUAUGGUACCGGAACUGUAUUCCUAAAGGGCAGAACCGGAACAUUAUCCUCACACAUCACCCUGGGAACUAUGGUACCGGAACUGUAUUCCUAAAGGGCAGAACCCGGAACAUUAUUCUCAAACAUCACCCUGGGAACUAUGGUACCGGAAUGAUAUUCCUAAAAGGGCAGAACCCGGAACAUUAUUCUCAAACAUCACCCUGGGAACUAUGGUACCGGAACUGUAUUCCUAAAGGGCAGAACCGGAACAUUAUCCUCACACGUCACCCUGGGAACUAUGGUACCGGAACUGUAUUCCUAAAGGGCAGAACCGGAACAUUAUCCUCACACGUCACCCUGGGAACUAUGGUACCGGAACUGUAUUCCUAAAGGGCAGAACCGGAACAUUAUUCUCAAACAUCACCCUGGGAACUAUGGUACCGGAACUGUAUUCCUAAAGGGCAGAACCGGAACAUUAACCUCACACAUCACCCUGGGAACUAUGGUACCGGAAUGAUAUUCCUAAAAGGGCAGAACCCGGAACAUUAUUCUCAAACAUCACCCUGGGAACUAUGGUACCGGAACGAUAUUCCCAAAGGGCAGAACCGGAACAUUAUACUUGAAACAUCAAAACCGGGACGUUAUUCUGGAAAAACCAGUGGUUCCGGAGCGUUAUCUGCGCGUUACCUCUGCACGAGCCCAACAGGCCACUUCCCAACAUGGCGACUGCCUAGAACUCAAGGAUUUGGACUCUCACAGACAAUUUUAUGGGUUUUUAAUUGUGACACGAACUUUAUGUAAAUGUAAGAAUUUUUUUUUUUUUUUUAAAGAAGUUUGUAAAUAUAAUUUAAAAUUUGGCCGGAAAUUUUACCAUUUCUACCUGCUGAGCCGAAAUAAAUGAGAAAGGAUCCUGGA